AUGGUGAAUGCACCACACGCAUCUUCGGGUUCUACACUUAGUGCUCAGAAGAAACGUCAGGAUGAAAAGAAUCUUCGGGCUUUACGACGUGGGCUGAAUCCACCGCAUCGGGUCAAAUCAAUUUCCAUGGCUAACUUCACAAACGAGGAAAUUGAACGAGUUCGUAGCCUCGGAAACGAAGAGAAUUCACAUACAUGGCUUGGUUUAUAUUCUGGCAAUCCACCAAAGAUGACAAACAAAGAUGAAAUAACUGCAUUUCUCAUCAAGAAAUACGAAAAGAAAGAAUGGUUCGUUUCCCGAAGUGAACUUGAAGAACAAGAACGACUUCUUAAUCAAGCAAAAGAGGUGGCUAGCCAAUCUGGCACCAGUAUGAAGAGUGGCGGCAGUGCAUCAUCGAAGGAAUUCGUUACUGUCAUCAAAAAGUUUUGCGCAGCCUUCGUGAUACCAGAAGAAUAUUCAAAGCUAGUUGAUCAACCUGCACUAGAGAACAUAGAGCGUGAUUUGUGA
This is a messenger RNA of Cylicostephanus goldi, 507 nucleotides long. The record is from the annotation of a GenBank genome assembly. NCBI's taxonomy places the organism in Eukaryota, Metazoa, Nematoda, Chromadorea, Rhabditida, Strongylidae.